Molecule: messenger RNA, 1611 nt
Organism: Cetraspora pellucida
Lineage: Eukaryota; Fungi; Glomeromycota; Glomeromycetes; Diversisporales; Gigasporaceae
Source: the annotation of a GenBank genome assembly
AUGGCAUACCCUUACACUUUUAACAAUAAAAAUAACGACUAUAAUGCUGUUGAAUAUAAUAAUAAUGGAUAUACUAACUUUGGAAAUAACGGUAAUAACUUUCAGGAGCAGCAACUCCAGCGAGUGCAAGACAUUUAUGAAAACAAUAGGUAUCCACCAAUCGACAAUAGACCAUUAAAUAAUGGGAGGAAUUUAGGGUAUUCACAGCAACCAGAACCUCUACAAGAUUAUAACAGAACUUCACCUAAAUAUUCCUCUCCACCUUUAGAAGUGUACCCACCGUCACCUAACAAACAGCCUCAAGAAGAAAUACAGCAUGCCGUUGCGGAACCUUUAGUUACAAAGUUUGGCCAGCAAGAAAUGCAGCCACAAUAUAAACAAUAUAACAUACAACAGCAAUAUAUUCCAGAUUACUCGAAUUAUCAAAAUCAAAACUAUAAUUCGCAGAUGCAGUCACCUUUAUAUAAUCCUCAGAUGCCAACUCCAAUGUCUUAUGGUCACGAACCACCAUCAGAGCCCUCUUAUAAUUACCAUAAUCAAAUUUCAAAACCAGAUUAUCUUUCAUCAUCAACAUAUAAUUUAAAUCAAACACAACCUUAUUCACGUUCUCCAUUUAACACUGAAAAUACGGCAUACACAUCAAACGGUCCUCAACCUCCAAAAAACAAUUAUUCUAAUUAUUCUCAGUCACAAAAUACAACAUACACUUCAAAUGAUCCAUAUCCUCCGAACAAUUAUUCACCACCUUUAAAUGCAGCAUAUACAUCAAACGAUCCUCGUCCUCCUAAAAGUUAUACUCAAAACAUUGAAAAUACAUCAAGCGAUCCACGUCUUCCAAAAAGUUAUACUCAAAACAUUGAAAAUACAACAAGCGAUCCACGUCCUCCAAAAAAUUAUUCACCAACUCUAAAUAAAGCAUAUACAUCUAAUGAUCCACGUCCUCCAAAAAAUUAUUCCCCAUCUCAAGACAAUAAUAGCCCUCGCCCUCCAAAAAGUUAUUCCCCAUCUCAAGACAAUGAUAGCCCUCGCCCUCCAAAGAAUUAUUCUCCACCCACAAAUACAUCAUCUACUUUAAAUGCUCCGCGUGCCCCAAAAAACUAUUCCCCAUCUCAAAAUGCUAAUUCUGGUUCUCAAAAUGAUUAUUCACCAUCUUCACAACCUGCAAUUGAGGUUCCAACUUACAUGGGCGGAAAUAAGAAAGAUCGAAUUUUGCAAAAGAAUGAUAGAUGUUGUAGUUGUUCAAUUUGCGGAUGCAUACAAUGCACAUGUACCGUACUUAUGGUUCUUAUUGGUGUAAUUUUUAUUAUUGCCGGUGUAGCAAUGUUUAUUUAUGCCAGAACGCUCCCUUCUUUUUGUGGUUCAUCUUGUGACCCAAGUCAAGUCACUAAUUCAACAAAUUCAACAUCUGCGAUUCCAGGCAAUGCCACUACUACAGUUAAUAAAGCUGUCGGCGAUGGUAGUUCUCAAUGUAAAGCUAUAUGCCAGAAAAUCAUAUACGAGGCAUUAUACUAUGGUGGUUGGAGUUGUAUUGGCUUUGGUGCAUUAUUAGUGUUGGUACAAAUUCUUAAAACACUAUGUAAAACUGGCCAAAAAUCAUGUUUCUGUUGUUAA